AUGAUCAAUGAGCACGUUUUCAAUAAUACAAAAUUUGAAGAGCUGGAGAUUCUUAAAAUUUUCAUUGGAAUAUGCCGUGGUCUCGAGGUGAUGCAUAAUUAUAAGCAUACUAGCAACUCAUCUGCUUCGGGGAGAUUGUUUAGUGAAGGAAACGAUGAAGAUGAGGCUCUACUUGCACGAAAUGAAACGGCCGAGGAUGACGAAAAUGACGAAAAUGACAAUCUCCAUCUUCCACACCCGGCAACUGACGCAGGAACCGAAGCAGAAACAAACAACUCUACAGAAAUGGCCGAGACAAUUCCAUUUGCUCAUCACGACUUGAAACCACCAAAUGUAAUGCUCUCGGCAGAAGGCUUAUCCGUUUUGGUUGAUUUGGGUUCAUGCUCACGAGCGAGAAUUCGUGUAAGAACUCGACAACAAGCCCUUACCGUUACCGAUUUUGCACAAGAGCACUGUACGUUGCCCUAUCGUGCCCCAGAGCUAAUGGAUGUUGAAACUGGUGCAUACAUCACAGAAGCAACAGACAUCUGGUCUUUGGGCUGUUUGCUCUAUUGUACUUGUUUUGGAUAUUCACCUUUUGAAAAACUAGAGAUUGAUCAGGGUGCCAAUUUGAAUUUGGCUAUUAGUCAGGGAAAGUAUCAUAUACCAGAGGAUAGAAACGGGUAUAGCAAAGAGUUGAUCGACUUGAUACGGCAAUGUCUACAAGUCAAAGCUAAAAACAGACCAACUGCCAGGGACUUGAUUCAAAGGGCUUUAGAAAUUAGCAGAAAAUUGGAUGUGUGA
Messenger RNA from Lodderomyces oxycetoniae, 783 nucleotides. RefSeq names its product putative serine/threonine protein kinase. The transcript has a single exon. Gene Ontology annotation, cellular component: Golgi apparatus; cytoplasm. Gene Ontology annotation, biological process: protein phosphorylation; regulation of vacuole fusion, non-autophagic; vacuolar protein processing. The coding region runs from base 1 to 783 and encodes 260 amino acids. Lineage: Eukaryota; Fungi; Ascomycota; Pichiomycetes; Serinales; Debaryomycetaceae. The record is from RefSeq and is a predicted model, not a curated record. Gene Ontology annotation, molecular function: ATP binding; protein serine/threonine kinase activity.